AUGGAUUUGAAAGUGCUGGUACUAGGAGCCGGUGGUCUUGGAUGUGAAUUAGUUAAAAAUUUGGCGGUUCUUAAAGUAAGGGAAAUUCAUGUGGUUGAUUUAGACACUAUUGAGUUGACAAAUUUAAAUCGUCAGUUUUUGUUUAAAGAUGAGGAUAUUGGUAGAUAUAAGGCCAAUACGGCUGUUGACUACUUGAGUCGCUGGUGCCAACUUAAGGGUUUCCGAUCCAUUAAGCUAGUGGCUCAUUGUCAAGAUUUAUUCACUCUGCAGCCGGAUUUUUACAAAUACUUUGAUUUCGUCAUUUCUGGAUUGGAUGCAGUGGGACCUCGUAGAUUCGUUAAUAGGACGCUGGUUCAGUUGACGAGGGAUUCGAAUUUUCAGAUAUGUGUUCCCUUUAUCGACGGUGGUACGGAGGGCCUAAAUGGUCAUGUUAAGACGAUUGUUCCCGGAGUUACUGCUUGUUGGGAAUGUUCUAUAGAUACUCUACCUCAGCAACAAACUCAACAUCCACUGUGUACGAUUGCUAAUAAUCCCCGUAACUUGGAGCACGUUGUUGAAUACGUGGCAACGGUUCAACUGGCCGGCGAAGAGUUAGAACCCGGUGUGCUCUUAAAGCUGUGCUACGAGAGGGCCACUCAGUUUGGCAUAUCUACGGAUAAACUUACAGAAUCAUACGCAUGGGGGGUUGCCAAACAUAUUGUUCCAAGCGUUAGUAGUACAAACGCAGUAGUGGCGGGAUUAUGCUGCAAUGAAUUGGUCAAAAUUUACAACGACUGUGUGGAUUUUGACCGUUUGAAGAAUUUCAAGACAAUUAGUGCCACCAAUGGACUCUACAUCAAUAGUUUCCAGUUCGAUAGACUUGAGGAUUGCCCCGUUUGUAGUGGUCUUUAG
Messenger RNA from Zygosaccharomyces rouxii, 891 nucleotides. RefSeq names its product NEDD8-activating protein UBA3 (gene UBA3). Gene Ontology annotation, molecular function: NEDD8 activating enzyme activity. Gene Ontology annotation, biological process: protein neddylation. The record is from RefSeq and is a predicted model, not a curated record. The coding region runs from base 1 to 891 and encodes 296 amino acids. NCBI's taxonomy places the organism in Eukaryota, Fungi, Ascomycota, Saccharomycetes, Saccharomycetales, Saccharomycetaceae. The transcript has a single exon. Gene Ontology annotation, cellular component: cytoplasm; nucleus.